AUGGACCUGGAGGAGACAUACAAGGAGGAAGAGAGUAUGGAGGGGACAGUUACUCGAGCUGCAGCUGCAAAGUUGGUGAAAAAGGCUUUUCUUGAAGCUGUGAAGUGCAAUGACUUUGAAACACUGGAAGAGCUCUUGAGCCAAAAGAAAAUAGACGUGGACACGGUGUUUGAAGUGGAAGAUGAAAACCUGAUUCUGGCAUCCUACAAACAAGGGUACUGGCUGCCUAGCUACAAACUGAAAAUAUCCUGGGCAACUGGACUUCAUCUAGCUGUCAUGUAUGGACAUCUGGAGAGUCUUUUGGUCCUCCUCAACCACAAAGCUACAAUCAACUGCCGGCCCAAUGGAAAAGCUGCAAUCCACAUUGCAUGUGAAAUGGCAAAUGUCGAGUGUCUCGAGAUCCUCUGCAACCAUGGAGCUAAGCUGAACUGCUUUUCAAUGAGCGGGCUGGCACCCUUGCACUUCUGUACAACACGAACAUCCAUGCCCUGUGCCCAGCAGCUCAUUUUGAGAG
Messenger RNA from Nestor notabilis (Kea), 514 nucleotides. Its product is annotated as ankyrin repeat and SOCS box protein 4-like. Gene Ontology annotation, cellular component: cytoplasm. The transcript is spliced from 2 exons. NCBI's taxonomy places the organism in Eukaryota, Metazoa, Chordata, Aves, Psittaciformes, Psittacidae. The annotation marks the transcript as partial. The record is from RefSeq and is a predicted model, not a curated record. Gene Ontology annotation, molecular function: protein binding.